Molecule: messenger RNA, 6244 nt
Organism: Lingula anatina
Lineage: Eukaryota; Metazoa; Brachiopoda; Lingulata; Lingulida; Lingulidae
Cellular component (GO): cytoplasm
Molecular function (GO): metal ion binding; guanyl-nucleotide exchange factor activity
Source: RefSeq, a predicted model, not a curated record
ACAGGUGCCUGCAAUUUUGCACCUUCAUUUCAGAAGAGCUACACAACAUCCGGAAAUCUAAUCCUCUCGAGUGAGUCAGAUAUCCAGACGAAUAAUCAGUAAGUAAGCGAAGUUUUGAUCUUCCGCGUGCCAGCCUCUACAGCCACAAGAUGUAAUAAUUGGAGUAAAAAAACCUCAGUAGAUUAGAUAAUGUAGCGUCGUCAAGUGGAAUACAAGAAGCAGAGAUAAUGCAGAGCACAAAAUCAGACGUUAGACCAAUGAGGCCACCUCCCCCUUUACCCAAACAGGCUCCAGUAGGGCAACCAAAACCACCUGACCCGUCAACCAGUAUAAAGACUAAUAGUGCCAAUGAACACCAUUUUAAGUCUAACCCUGUACCAACAGUCCAGAACUCGCCUGUACCAGCAGGUAGGAACUCGCCUAUACCAACAGGCAGGAUAUCACCUGUACUAUCAGGUCUAAAUUCGCCAUUGUCUUCGGGGAGUAGUUCUCCAGUGCCAAUGGGCAGAAAUUCACCAACACCAAAGCCAAGACCAAGGAUAUCAAAAGUAGUGCAAUCUGUACCUCACAUUGAAUUUGGUUCAGCGAAGGAUAAAGAGACAGGAGGCAGCCAACUCGGAAAACCAGCAGUAAGAACACCAGAUGGCAGCACAAGUGGCAAGUCUCCUGCAUUAAAGCCACGGCCAGUGCCAAGGAAACGUGGUGACACAAAAUUGGGGGAAACUGUCCCAGAUUUUCUAGCUGAGACACCUCCCAAUUUGAAUGUCAGUGACUCUGCUGUAGUAGAAACAACUGAUUCAUCAUCCUUACCUAAAAGUUCCUCUGGUGUUGGCAUUAGAAAUGAGGAGAAUGAUUUGGUUUCAAAACAGUCAGAUGGAAAUGAGAGUCAAAUGUCUUCACCAAAUGCAACGGAAAAAGUAACUGUUAAACCAGAAUCUUCAGAAGAGAGCCCUUCAAAUUUUUCGAACAUCCUCAAAAUGUUUUCAUCUUCAGAUUUAAAAGAGGACCACUCUCCAGCAGAAGAUGGCAGUUCCCCUUCCAGGCCUCCAAGAUCUAGAAAAGCUACCAAACUGCAGGAUGCAACAACUAACAAAACUUCACCAUUGGAGAACAUAGAUUCUAAAGAAGAGGAUAUGUUGGAUCAGACUGGUAGAGAAACUUCUAAACAUUCUGGUGAAAAUGUAGCAGAAUUCAAGCCUAUUCCACCAAAAUUGCCCAUCUUGCCUACAAAUUCAUGUGAAAAGAAGGAUACAAACAUUGUAGGAAAUGAAGGUAAACUUAAGAUUCCUCCGCCAUGUCCUCCAAAACCAGACAGCAAGAAAAGACAUUCAUAUGAGAGUGCACCAGAUGGUGAGAGUAAUGUUUCCUCAAAAGUUGAAGAUGGUCGAAGGUGUCGUCGCAGCAGAUCAGUGGGGACCCUUCUGGACGUUCUAAAUGAUGGGGCUAAGGAAGGAAAACCUCCCAGACAAGAGGAUCCAGAAAAAGGCAAUCAAGUAGACAAUCCAGCGAAAAAAGCUAAGCAACAGGUGACCAAAACUGAAAAAGAAACAAGAAAGUCAGACAAUAUGAGUGUGCUAGAAAGGCUGAGCUUUUCGAAAAAAGAGCGUACAUCUAGUCAGAGUAGUGUUGGCUCGCACAAAAGUGAGAGGGGGCGAAGUAACAGUAGAAGCCAGUUUUUUGUUGAAUCCCCAUUACCAAAGUCCCGAACAGCAAGUGCAUCUGGUUCCGUUAGUUCUGUAGAAGAAGAAAAAGAAGAAGGAAAUAAAGAGGGUAAAAAAGAUGAAUCAGUGGUAACUGGUUUGAAUCAGAGUAAAUUUAGUCAAGCUCAACAUAUGUUGUCACAGGUCAUGAAGAGUAGGCUUCAAGCACCAAGUGGAAGCACCAGCCAAGAUAAGCCAAAGUUAGUACCAGCAAGACCAGCUCCUCCUGUUCCCAAGAAGUUGCCCGGCAACCUGCAAGACAAGGAGGCUUCACAUGUGCUACCCCCUUGUGGAGACAUUCCAAAUACACCAUCAUCCCCAGGAAAUAAGAGGACGACAUUGGAGAGAAUGCAGGCCGAAGGACUAGUAUCUCCAAGGAGACACUCUAUUGGAGAUAUUUCCCAGACUAGCAGUGAGCACAUUUACUCUUACCUAGAUGAUGAUGAUUAUGAACUUAUCAAGUCUCGUAGCGAUACCACUGUUAGUGAUGGCAGCAAUUUAUAUGAGCAGGUAGAAGGCAUAAAUCACCCAAGCAGCUCUAACCAUGUGGAGACUUCUAGUGUUGGGUCUGAUGAGGCGGAAGAGUAUUUAGAACCAAUAAAAACGCAUAAAUCGCGUAGAGCAUCAUAUGAGUAUGUGGAACCUGUUGUCAAAGCUGCAUCUAAGCCUCCAGGCUAUGAGUUUGUAGAGCCUCCAUCAUGUACUCCUCCCUUAUCCCCUCCCGCGUUUGUUGCACCCCCACCUCCGAAAACAACAAACCUGAAGCAUUCCCAGUCUCUACAAGCCUGUGAUAUCCCUCCAGCACGACCACCAAGGAGAAAGAGACAGACUGUGGAAGUGGGCAAUGUAUUUGUGGAAUCAGGUCAAGAUCAAGGUCAGACAGCAGUGCCAUCUAUUGUUGUGACUCAGCAAUCCCAGGACUCUCUGGAGGGUGAAGAAUAUUUUGAUAUGAGGGGCAUUGCUGCCAAACAAGACAAUCUUGAAGGGGAAGAAUACUUUGACAUGCAAGGAUUAAAAUCUGAAACAGCCCUGCUGGAAAAUAAUAACGAAGAGGAAUAUUUUGACAUGACAGCUUACAAAAAGGUCCUUCCAACAGGUGGAGACUCUCAUCAAGAUGACACAGGAGAAGAGUAUUUUGAUAUGCAGGGACAGAAGCCACUCCCUGACCCUACCCCAAAUCCCCAGGGUCAGUCCUUCCCAUCACAGGGUACUCGAGCCAUAUCAUGUGCUAAUUUUUUACCCCCACCCCCUUCUGUUCAGGGGCACUGCACUACUGGUAUCAAGCCAUAUGUAAACAUGCCACCUCAGUCUCCAUCUGCUGCCCUUAUCACAGAGGAUGAGUACUUUGAUAUGAGUGGAGUUUCAAGGUCUCCAGUGACCUCUGACCUGUCACAUGAUGUAAGUUCUGAUAAUAAUGCAGUAUUGGAGGACAUGGAGUACUCAGAUAUGUCAGUAUUCAGAGACGCUGGGGAUGACCACAAUGACUACAGCAACUACCGAGCGGGGUCAGAAAGCCCCACAAAUUCAUUCUCGGACUCGGACUCUAGUUUUGGGGGUCCCCGCCCACUGUCCACUGUUGAUGAGGAUGGCACGGAGGAGAGCAUUGGUCCAGGACGUCACCCUGUUACCAUGAGGCUCCAUGCUGAACCCUCCAGACCAGAUUCCUAUGCUGAGUCCAUAUACAGUGAGCAUAGUGAUGGAUCACAGAAUGAGGGCCAGCCCAAGAGAAGUAAAAUUUAUUACAUCGCCAAGGAGAUGAUGACAUCAGAAAAGGUCUUUGUGGAGGUCUUAAAACUACUUAAUGUUGAAUUCAGAAACUUUAUAACAGAGAUGACCACAGAAAUGAAUAGGACAGUGAUACCAAAUCCUCUUCUUUGUCAACUAUUGAACUACCUGCCACAGCUUGAGGAUUUCAAUGAAGACCUGCUGAAAGAUCUGACAAGCAGAGUUGAGAACUGGACCAGUUCCAAAAAAUGCUGGAAGUUCAAAGCAACCUGGUUGGUGGAUUUGAGGUCAUCAAACCAGGUCGGGUGCUACUAAAACAAGGAACCCUGGAAAAACUUUCACGGAAAGUGUUGCAGCCCAGGAUGUUCUUUCUGUUCAAUGACGUGCUUCUGUAUACCACCCCUACUUCUACUGGGAGUUUUAGACUUAACCAUGUCUUACCACUCACAGGGAUGAAGGUGUCUCAGCCAGCCCAAGAUGACUUCCAAAAUGAGUUCAGCAUCAUUUCAGUUCAUAGGUCUGUCACUGUGUCUGCCAGCACAUCUGAUGAAAGAGAUGAGUGGCUGAAGGCACUGCAGACAGCCAUCUCUGAUGUGAUGUCUAAGAAGAAAAGUUUUGAUGUCCAAAUGCUAUUAAAAGAGACGUCCUAUGACAAAGAUUUCAUCUUGGGGUCUACAGCACCCGUGUGGAUCCCAGACUCCAGGGUGAGCAUGUGCGCUCUGUGUACCACAGAGUUUACUGUGACAUUCAGGAGACAUCACUGUAGAGCCUGUGGGAAGAUUGUGUGCUCCAACUGCUCAGAUAACAAAGCUCCACUAAGCUACAUGGAUAACAAGUCUGCCAGAGUUUGUGAUGUCUGCUUUGGGAGACUUGAAAAAGAAUUUGGGGAGGUGUCAAAGUAUAUACCCCCUCAAUCUGGAGCUGCUGAGCAAGAUGGCCAACUGGCAAUUCACCCAUCAAAAGUCAGCAUCAAAGAACGCUUCUCAAAGAGCGUCCGAAACAGCAAGUGGUUGGGGUCAAGGAAAAGUCGUCCAUCGGUACUGCAGGAGGUCCAUGCUAAUGACCAGGGUUCAGAAAUGAGUGGCUACCUCAAGGUAUGGAAAGCCAAGAAGUGGAAGAAGCUAUGGUUUGUCAUUAAGGAUAAAGUGCUGUACACAUAUAAAGCCAGUGAGGACAUGGCAGCUGUAGAGAGCACCCCACUCCUGGGUUAUGAUGUAGAAAAGGCCACCGAGUACUUUGAAGGUGUAGAGCCCAGUUUGCUGUUCUCAAUAACACAUCAGGGAAGACAACCAAUGACCUUCAGAACAGAGGCGCCAUCUGCCAGAGACAAGUGGGUCAGCGUCACAAGAGAUGCCACAAUGCCGUAGGUCAGUUACAAUUACUGGGUAAUAGGAGCCCAAUAAUAUGAACAAAAUAUUAUUACAAGAAACUUUUCAGCACAAGUGAGACGGGAGUUUAUUGUUUACCUCAUGCCAGCCAGGAGACAGGCAGUUGUUGGAAGCAGUCCUUGAACUUUGUCAUGUUGAUGCAGAAUGUUUGGUUCAUUGUGUUGAAACAUCUCUCAUCUAACACAAUGAAGCAUUCAGUGUCUCAACCGAAACAUGGUGACUCCUUAGUCCAAGUCUGGAGACAGAACUUAUGGCUAUGACAUGUGUAAUACUUGAAGGAAAAAAUAAGAGUUACUGUUCAGUGUUGGUGGCAUCUACUUCUGUUGAUGUACAAAUAAGAUUUUCAUUCAAGACCUUGAGGAAGGUGGCGUGACCUAACAUACCCAUGAAAUUUUAAUAAGAAAAUCAGAUGAGAGAAGCAGUGCCCUUGAAAUUAUAAUGGGAGAAACAGAUAUCAUGUUUUUGCUUGUUUUAUUCAUUAAGCAAUGUAUCCUUCCCCCAUAUUUUUCCCCGCAGCAGAAUACUUGAUUAACAAUAAGAUCAAAAGGUAAAGAUAACAAGCAGAUUGAGAUCAAAGUGAGAGUGAAUUUUGGAUUUUAGAUAUAUUUAUGAAUUCUUCCCAGGCAAGUUCAUUGUGUACAGGAGAUUUUACACGAAAGUGAAUAUAUGAGCAAAUAUGGUUUACAAGACGAAGUGGAUCAAAAAUCCAAGGGUGCCUUUUGCAUACCCCUCUUAAAUUGGCCCACCUGGGACCUAAAAAUACAAGCUGGUCUUGCAACUUGGGGAUGAUUUCCACUAAAACUUCUUGAAAGUGUGCCCACACAAGCCUGUAAGAAAUUAAGAUAUGCUUUUAGAAGUUACUGUAAUUUAGAAUUACAUUUCCCAGGCUUGUGAAAAAGCAAUAUUGAUAAUUAUUGUGAUAAUGCGCAACAGUUUUGCAAGACUGAUGUUUCUGAUUAUCAGGUGCCACUGAAACAUUUAAAAGAAAUAUAAAUUAUUUUUUCUAUUAAUAUCUCAAAAUUUUUGAUAGUCUUGUAUUCAUGAAGUUGAACAGACCUUAUCAAGAAGUCAGCAAUACUCACAGAAACUGAUGUUAUAUAAUUAUAGCCACUGAAAAUGUCUAAUUUGUUUAAGAUCUGAAAAAGUGAAUGCAACAGGGUGACAUGUUUGUGUUUGUGAUGAAGAUAAUGUUUUGAGUGGUUUGAAAAAUGCCUGGCAAUGGAAAGAUCAUAUAAAUUGAUUAAUUAAAAUGUUAAGAUAUAAUAACAUUGCUAUAAUAUUUAGGGAAUGGGGAUAUUACCACAUAAACAUCUGUAUGCAGUUAUAUUCCAUUGUCACAUUCCUAAGCAAUGAGCAUAUGAUUUUUAUAAAUGAAAUGAUUCCAGUUGCAUUUUUACAAUAUGCUUUUUUCAAAACAUUUAAUUAUCAAUU